Messenger RNA from Coffea eugenioides, 714 nucleotides. Its product is annotated as AP-1 complex subunit sigma-1-like. The coding region runs from base 135 to 620 and encodes 161 amino acids. The transcript has 7 exons. Gene Ontology annotation, cellular component: membrane coat; AP-1 adaptor complex; intracellular membrane-bounded organelle. NCBI's taxonomy places the organism in Eukaryota, Viridiplantae, Streptophyta, Magnoliopsida, Gentianales, Rubiaceae. Gene Ontology annotation, biological process: intracellular protein transport; vesicle-mediated transport. The record is from RefSeq and is a predicted model, not a curated record. Gene Ontology annotation, molecular function: clathrin-cargo adaptor activity.
AACCACCACAAACCACCACCUCCAACUCCUCCGCCACUAGCCCUCGGCGGACUAAGCUCGAAUCAUCAGCUGUUUUCAGCAACUAAAUUUUCAUAAUUACUACGAAAUAAUCUACUCUAUAAAACCAUAAAAUCAUGAUUCACUUUGUGCUUCUAAUUAGCCGACAAGGAAAAGUGAGGUUGACAAAGUGGUAUUCACCUUAUCCCCAGAAGGAAAGAACUAAGGUUAUCCGGGAGCUUAGUGGUUUAAUUCUCACUCGAGGUCCCAAGCUUUGUAACUUUGUGGAAUGGAGGGGAUUCAAGGUCGUUUAUAGAAGAUAUGCCAGCCUUUAUUUCUGCAUGUGCAUCAACCAGGAUGACAAUGAAUUGGAAAUCCUUGAAAUCAUUCACCAUUAUGUUGAGAUUCUAGAUCGUUAUUUUGGAAGUGUUUGUGAGCUAGAUUUGAUCUUCAACUUCCACAAGGCUUAUUACAUUUUGGAUGAACUACUGAUUGCUGGUGAGCUUCAAGAAUCUAGCAAGAAAACUGUAGCACGUCAUAUAGCUGCACAGGAUUCUUUGGUGGAGACUGCCAAAGAACAGGCAAGUUCUUUGAGUAACAUAAUCGCUGAGGCAACAAAAUGAGAGCCUCAUAGACAUGUGAGCGUUUAGAGGCUCAAAUUCAGCAUCUUGUAUGAUCUCUGGCACUCACUGGCUUGGCAGUUUUACUGGUCUGCAA